Oldenlandia corymbosa var. corymbosa is the source of this 1617-nucleotide messenger RNA. Lineage: Eukaryota; Viridiplantae; Streptophyta; Magnoliopsida; Gentianales; Rubiaceae. The record is from the annotation of a GenBank genome assembly.
AUGGUGUCUUCAACCUCAGUCAUCUUAUCAUUAUUACUAAUCGUGUUGUUACCAUCUUCAAGUUCUGCUUCAGAUUCUCUCCAAUACAGGUUUUUUCAUUGUGUUAACCUCACUUCUGAAUCCUCGAUACCUUUCUCCACUUCAUUUUUCACACCGAACAAUGCAUCAUUUAGCAAUAUUCUCCAAUCUACCGCACAAAAUCUGAGGUUUUUGAUACCUUCUAGGCCCAAACCUGAGCUCAUCUUUGUACCCACGGUCGAAUCACACAUUCAAGCAGCUGUUGUUUGUGCCAGACAACUCGGUAUCUUGCUCAGAAUUCGCAGCGGGGGACAUGAUUAUGAAGGCCUAUCCUACACGUCAGAAACAGAGUUGCCAUUUAUGAUACUAGAUUUGUCUAAGCUUCGAUCAAUCAAUGUGAGUAUAGAAGACAACAGUGCCUGGGUUCAGACAGGUGCAACUAUAGGAGAAGUUUAUUACCAGAUUGCUUUAAGAAGCAAAACACAUGGUUUUCCAGGAGGCAUGUGCACAAGUGUUGGUAUUGGUGGACUUAUAACAGGAGGAGCAUAUGGUCCAAUGAUGAGGAAGUAUGGACUUGGAGCAGAUAAUGCACUUGAUGCUAGAAUUGUUGAUGUUAAUGGAAGGAUUCUCACCCGGGUAUCCAUGGGAGAGGAUAUGUUUUGGGCAAUCCGUGGAGGAGGGGGAGGGAGUUUCGGUGUUCUUCUUGCUUGGAAGCUACAACUGGUAGAGGUUCCAGAAAAGGUGACAGUUUUUACUCUCUCAAGAACUUUGGAACAAGGAGCAACUGAACUUCUACAGAGAUGGCAACAGGUUGCUGAUACCCUAGUUGAAGAUCUCUUCAUCAGAGUCCUCGUGAAGAAAGUAAAUGCAACUUCUCAAGCGGGAAAACAGACUAUACAAACUGCCUAUCAAGCUUUAUAUCUUGGAAAAGCUGACAGUCUCCUAAAGGUAAUGAAGAAAAGCUUCCCUGAAUUGGGAUUAACCAAGGAGGACUGUAUUGAAAUGAGCUGGAUUGAGUCAGUGAUAUACAUUGCCCGCUACGCAAGAAAUGUACCUCCUGAAUUUUUACUACAAGGGAGAUCAUUUUUUAACAAGUUCAGUUUCAAAGCUAAGUCCGACUUCGUCAAAGAGCCAAUUCCAGCCUAUGCACUGGAAGGAAUAUGGAAGAGGUUAUUAGAGCAAGACUCCCCUUUAGUUGUGUGGACACCUUACGGCGGUAUGAUGAAUAAAAUUUCAGAAUCCGAAAUCCCCUUUCCCCACAGAAAUGGCACUAAGUUCAUGAUACAGUGGCUAGCAGAGUGGCAAAAUGAAGGCACAAAAGGCAGCAUAGCACAUCACAUUGAUUGGCUAAGGGAGUUGUACAAUUUCAUGACACCUUACGUUUCCAAGUUCCCGAGAGCAGCUUAUGCAAACUACAGAGAUCUAGAUUUGGGUGUCAACAAUCUCACUGGCAAAACUAGUUUUACAGAUGCAAGUAACUGGGGCAAAAAGUACUUCCAAAACAACUUCAACAGACUAGUACUUGUGAAGACAAAAGUUGAUCCUGAUAACUUCUUCAGGCAUGAACAAAGCAUCCCACUUUUCACCACCGAAAUAUGA